UUCUCUUAACCCCUUUUAUUUUGAAAUCAACGACCCGGAAACCUUCUCACGCCACCUUCUUCUUUCCUCUUCUCUGGUGUCCCCACUGUGCUGGGCACUUUUCAUCAUGGCGCAGGCAGUUCAGAAACUCGUUGCAAAAGUACCCACUUUAGUCGGUGCCGCUGUCACAUACUCCAAACCCCGACUAGCGACCUUCUGGCACUAUGCCCGGGUGGAGCUCGUCCCACCGUCCCCUGCUGAGAUCCCCAAAGCCAUAGAGGCCGCUUCGGGCCUCAUCAAGAGCUUCCAGUCAGGACGCCUGGGUCAAACCACAGUUAAGGAGGCCUUAAGGAAUGGACUCGUGACCACUGAGGUGCUGAUGUGGUUUUACAUCGGAGAGUGCAUUGGCAAAGGGGGCAUUAUUGGAUACGAUGUCUAAAUAUUGUAUUUUUCUUUCUCUUCUUGCACUUCUAAUUGUCACAUUCUCAACAACCUGCACCAAAUUUUCCAAUAAACAGAUGUCUAUAGUGAGAGAAUUAUA
Molecule: messenger RNA, 520 nt
Organism: Siniperca chuatsi (mandarin fish)
Lineage: Eukaryota; Metazoa; Chordata; Actinopteri; Centrarchiformes; Sinipercidae
Product: ATP synthase subunit g, mitochondrial-like
Exons: 3
Coding region: 107-418 (103 amino acids)
Biological process (GO): proton motive force-driven ATP synthesis
Molecular function (GO): proton transmembrane transporter activity
Source: RefSeq, a predicted model, not a curated record